AUGGCGGCGCGCGGCUCCUCGCUGGUGGAGGCCGUGCUGGCCUCCUCGGGGCGCCUGGAGAAGGAGGGCCUGGCCGGCCGCCUCGCCCGCCUCUCCCGCCGGGCCGAGGAGCUCAAGGAGGAGGUUUGCAGCAUGAUCAACCAAAGGUAUGUCGAGUUCCUGCCCAGCGUGCAGAGCGCCAAGGAUCUGGAGAGCCAAGUGCAAGAGCUCUCAAACGGCAUCGACCAGCUGAGAUCCAGGAUCGAGAAUGAGGUCCAGCAAGAUGUUAACGUGGCCAUUGCAGACUUUGCUGAUCUGAAACAGCAGCUGGAGAGAGAGCUGCUUGUUCUGAGCGUGCUGAAGCAGCUCCAGGAGUUCGACACUGCUCUCAAACAGUUCGCUUCCUUGCUGCCCCUGAAGAAGUACACCUCAGCAACUAACUACCUGAACAAGGCCCGGAGAAGCCUGAAAACCAUGGAGUCUCGUCGGGGCUUUGAGCUGAAGAUUCUGAAGGCGCUCGGCCAGGAGCUCACCAUUCAGACCCAAAACAUUCUGUAUCUUUUGGAUCAGGAGUGGCAGCGAAUGGUGGUGUGGAAACUUCCCCAGUCACAAGAACUCAGCUGUCUAGAGGCAGCUACCCAAACAGAGUUGUACCUGUGUCUGCCCAGAGAAGAUGUUGCCACAGACCCAGGAGUUUCAACGGUUCUGCAGGCUUUUGCCAUUCUGGGAGAACUGGAUGUGAAGUUCAAGCAUUUUGGACAGUUACUGCUGAAGCACAUCCUCAAGCCUUUGAUCUGUUGUCCCUCCUUACGGCUGUUGAUGGAAAAUCAGCCUGAUGGCGUCACACUCAAAUUUGAGUCUGUGGGCUCCAGUCUUGGCCACCCAUCCCCCUUGGAAGUGUUUGCGAAGCUCAGAUCAGUGUUCAAAGUCCUGCACCAACACCUGCUGGACACCCCGCUUGCCCCUUGCGAGGAGGAGGAGGAGAGCAGCACCUGGCCCGGUUUGGCCGAGGUGUUGAGCAGCGUGAUUUGGAGGAAGCUGUCCGACUGCCUCAUUUGCGACUGCUUGGUGCACUCCAUCCCCAGCAACAGCAGCCAGCUUGCACAGUACACAGAGGUUAUUAAAGCAACAGAAGACUUUGAAGAAGCCUUAAAAGACAUGAAGUUCCUCCCGGAGAACUCCGUGGACUUGCUGACCUACGCCCGCAAUGUUAACUGCCAUUUUGCCAACAAGAAAUGCCAGGAUGUCAUCGUGGCAGCCAGGAACCUGAUGACCUCAGAAAUACACAACACUGUGAAGGUCACCCCAGACUCUGUGGUUACACUUCCCACCCUGCCUGCCUCUGGAGCUGGGGACCAGUUAAAGCUGCCCGAAGGGCCCGAGGCGCUUCUCAAGCAGGUGACCAACUUGGAGAACAAGACCAAGCUGAGCCGCCACACCUUCUCUUUCCCCACCUGCCGCAUCAGCGACUCUGUCCACAGAUUGAUGGCUUUGGCCUAUCAGACCCUCCAGGAGGCAUCGGCCAGCACUGACCAAUGCUGCAACCAGCUCUUCUACCUGGUGCGCAACAUCUUCCAUCUCUUCUGCGACGUGGUGCCCAUGUAUCAUAAAGAGAACCUCCAGAAGCUUCCCCAGCUGGCCGCUAUUCACCACAACAACUGCAUGUACAUUGCCCACCACCUGCUGACCAUGGGCCACCAGUUCAGGAGCCGGCUGAGUGACGGGACGGCCACUUUCGUCGACUUGGUGCCCGGGUUCAGGAAACUGGGAACAAGGUGCUUCCUCACCCAGAUGCGGGUGCAGAAGGAGGAGCUUCUGGAGAGGCUCUCCCUGUCACGGAAUUUCUCCAGCCUGGACGACGAGGACAACUACUCUGCGGCAAACAAAGCUGUCCGUCAGGUUCUGCACCAACUGAAGAGACUGGGCAAAAUCUGGCAGGAUGUUCUACCGGUGAGCGUCUACUGCCGGGCAAUGGGGACCCUGCUGAACACGGCCCUUGUGGAAAUCAUGAGCAGGAUCGUUGCUCUGGAGGACAUCUCUGCUGAGAAUGCCGACCGGUUGCACGCCCUGUGCAGGACCGUGGUGGACGAGGGCCCCCGGGUCUUUGUGCCCCUGCCGGAGGAAAAGGAGAACCGGCACUUCCAGGAGGAGGUGCCAGUUUACGUGCCCAAGUGGAUGAUGUUCCAGGAGCUCAUGUUGGUCUUACAGGCCAGUCUGCAAGAAAUCGUGGACCGGUGGGCAGGCAGCAAAGGGCCCCUUGCCACCGAGUUCUCCCCCAGCGAGGUGAAGAACCUCAUCCGAGCCUUGUUCCAGAACACAGAGCGGAGGGCAGCUGCCUUGGCCAGCAUCAAGUAGCUGGCGGCCUCUGAAAAAUCGUCCUGGGCUGAGGCUGCUUCCUGCCUGAUCUCCCCUUCCUCCUCGUGGAGCUCUGGCUGGGGCUGAUGUGCUCCGUGGUCAAAGAGCUCAGUCGGAAGCCCAUCAAGUC
Protobothrops mucrosquamatus (brown spotted pit viper) is the source of this 2464-nucleotide messenger RNA. It is a transcript of the gene ZW10, whose product is annotated as zw10 kinetochore protein. The record is from RefSeq and is a predicted model, not a curated record. Gene Ontology annotation, cellular component: RZZ complex; nucleus; chromosome, centromeric region. The coding region runs from base 1 to 2334 and encodes 777 amino acids. Gene Ontology annotation, biological process: endoplasmic reticulum to Golgi vesicle-mediated transport; mitotic spindle assembly checkpoint signaling; mitotic cell cycle. Lineage: Eukaryota; Metazoa; Chordata; Lepidosauria; Squamata; Viperidae. The transcript has 16 exons.